AUGUCGCCGAGUGAGAGACCCCCGACGGCCAGGGGAAUGUCAGCCAACCAUGCCACUCCUGCGAACAGAAAACGAAGGCCAUCCGCAAAUAACACUCCCUCUACGUCCCCUGGUAAUGCACCUGCAGACUUUGAAAAGAUUGAGGCGGUUCUUCACCCCAGCUGUCCGGUUCAUGGGCGACAUUCGACAAGCGGCGUGCGGCCACCGGAGAACGCAGCUGCUCAAGAGACCAGCGAGUCUUCUGACUUGGCCCUCAGGAGAUCCCUUUCGACUCCCGCCACAGCAAACGGCAGUGCGGUUCAGUUCGGGUCGAUAGAGGGCAGCAUUUCACAAAAUCCACGAUUUUCGGCCAUUGUCAACAAGCAGCCGAGCGAUGUGACCUCACUCUCUGAGACGGUCGGGACGGUUUCGACGAUCAGUCGUUCGCCUUCUACACCGUUUUUCGAGCCAAAGACUCCGACUGCCAUGGUGAUCAUUCGGGACCUGGAGGAUGCGGCGUUUGGAAUAGCUAGCCAGGAGAAAGAGACUGGCUUGGCGGAGUUGAGGUGCGUGGAUAGAAACAUGGGAGUUUCUGCCGUUGCUUAG
Molecule: messenger RNA, 585 nt
Organism: Colletotrichum acutatum
Lineage: Eukaryota; Fungi; Ascomycota; Sordariomycetes; Glomerellales; Glomerellaceae
Exons: 1
Coding region: 1-585 (194 amino acids)
Source: RefSeq, a predicted model, not a curated record